Molecule: messenger RNA, 534 nt
Organism: Mesorhabditis spiculigera
Lineage: Eukaryota; Metazoa; Nematoda; Chromadorea; Rhabditida; Rhabditidae
Source: the annotation of a GenBank genome assembly
AUGGGCUCCUCGCAGAGUCAGCCAGCUACGGGUCCACAGCCUCAAGUCGUUCGAAUAAAUCGAGACCAGAUUCCUGAAGAAUAUCGUUCAGUCGGCGUCUCUGGAGCUGUUGUCAACCGCGUAAACUCGCAGCGCCCUGCCGGUUCGCCUCCUAAUUCUGGGAUUGCAGCCGAUAUCGAUGUGCAAAAGCUGCGAGCGGAACUCGCGAAAGAGCGCGGUGAAAAAGAAUCUCUCCGCACCGAAGUCAGCGAGAUGAGGCGCCUAACGGAAUUGCAGCAGAGAUCAUUGGGGGAUCGAUCCGCCAUUUCUCUGGGAAGCGACAUCGAGGACAGGAAGAAGAUUUUUGAUGAAACCGUUCAACGAGUCGAGAAGCAGUUUUUCAACUACCGGCGAGAGAACGUUUGCCAAGAGAAUGAACAGGAAAUCAUGUCGUGCCUAAAAGCAAAUCCGAAUCGACUUCUCAACUGUAAAAAACUUGUGAGCGGCUACGAGGCGUGUGUUGGCGAGUUCAGGAAAGAGGUGCUGAAGGGAAAC